Molecule: messenger RNA, 4263 nt
Organism: Babesia ovata
Lineage: Eukaryota; Apicomplexa; Aconoidasida; Piroplasmida; Babesiidae
Product: DNA repair protein
Exons: 10
Coding region: 1-4263 (1420 amino acids)
Molecular function (GO): DNA binding; ATP-dependent chromatin remodeler activity; zinc ion binding
Source: RefSeq, a predicted model, not a curated record
AUGGCGGAUUCCAGUUCUCUGGCUGCGUGGCACACACCCAGCAAUCUGCUCUACGUCAACUGCCUCUUGGAUGUGAACAGCGGAGAGUGGAUGUCGCCCAGUACCGCUAGCCACUUCAAAGGGAAGCGUAAAAAGGACAUCCUGAAGUAUAAGUGCAUCAUCCGGAAACACAAUCGCACUGCUGUGGAGUGCCAGAAAUGCCAAGGGACCAUCGGCAAGAACGGCGUAAUUGUCGGCAUUCCAGUUAAGAGCAUACGUGGACCAUACGGCUUUAUUUCACUUUGGAGACACGUAAAUUGCGCCGUUCCAGCACUGGUGUGUAUCCUAGAGCUUAAUAGCUUAAAGUCAUCGCAAACAACUACUCAACAGGACAAUGUAGCUGACACUCAUAAAGAAAGUGAAGCAGCGUCAACGAGUGGCGAGGAUUCUACGGCACCUGGCCCCAAGACUAGGCGAGGCAGGAAGCCUAAGGCAGAAGCGGCUACCACGAAUGAGACGGAAACCAGCAGUGCUGAUGCUCCGAACUCUGGUGGUGCCAAAACCAAAGGCAAAAAUGCAAAAGGGAAGGCAGCUAAAACGGCAAAGGAUGAAGCCGCUGAUAAAGACCAAUCUAAGGGGACAGACACGAAAGAUGAAGGGACGGAGCAAAAUGAUCCCCUUCUGGCUCACCUUAUCGAGCAUGCGUAUGGGUUCGAUGGACUUGGAGCCUUGCAGAAAACUAUCGUCACAACGAUAAGGGCAGUAAUGGAAAAUCCGGACGAGUUGGACGAGGAGUUCGAGAUCUGGGACGCAGUUGAGACAGCAACGAGAAUCCCGAAGCUGGAGACCCUACCGCAACCUCCCGAGUUGCUGGUGCCGUUGUUGCCGUUUCAGAGGGACGGAGUCACGUGGAUGUACCACCAAGAAAAGGGACCUGUAAAAGGGGGAAUCUUGGCCGACGAAAUGGGUAUGGGCAAAACCAUACAAACGAUUGCCCUUUUGAUCGCUGCAAAGCGAGAUGCAUUGUUAGCGCAACAGAAGUCGACAGCAAUAGAACCGGGCGAUAAAUGGGCCGGAAAGUCAACGUCAACUAAAAGAAGUGUCUCCAAUAGUAAAGACACGCCAGAGGGAGAAUCGCAAGUGACUUACAAGCCGGAAAGUAAACCUGACAAGAAAGGCAAAAAAGAAAAGAAGUCGGACAAAAAGGAUUCUAAGAACAUAUCCAUGCUUAAUCGCCGAGGGUGUACGCUUAUAGUGUCACCUCUUGCGGCGCUCCUGCAGUGGUACAACGAAAUCAAAUCCAAGGUGACAGAUGGCUAUUUGUCGGUGCUUCUUUACCAUGGGCCACACCGGAAGAGCCUGACCCAUGUGUUGCAUGAAUAUGAUGUGGUUCUCACCACCUAUGCAAUAGUGGAAGCUGAGUUCAGAAAAGUGCAAAAUAAGAAGAAGGUAGCGUGUGAGUACUGCGGCCGGAUGUACCUUCAUAAAACGCUCGUCUUGCACCAGAGAUACUUUUGCGGACCCACUGCGGUACGUACGGAGAAGCAACGACUUAGUGAACGGAAGGCUGAUUCCGGUUCAAUCGUUUUGAAGAUUCACGCCAGGCUGUUCCCUGACAUCAAGAAAGCGGUAGACGAGAUCAACGCCAAAAAGGACGAAUCUGAAAAUGAAGAAGAGGGAGAGGACGAUUCGUCUGGAUCACAGAAACGGCAGAAAGUUGAGGUGGAAGAGGAGGAGGAUGCCGAGGACGAGGGCUGCUAUGGAGCCAAGCUGCUGAAAAUUGAAAUUACUGAUGCUUUCACUACUUUAGGUAUACCUGAGGACGAUGUUGAGUCAGCGUUGGAAUCCUUGAAUAGUGGUGUCAAAGGGUUUCUGGAGCAACUGAAGGUCCUGGCAGAGAAAAGCAAAAUCAGAGAAAUGAAACAGCUUGGACUCUUGGAGAUUUUCGGCUCGUCCGAUGAAUUGGACAUGAACCUUUUGAAGUCCACAAGAGUGGUAGAGCUGAAAUCUCUAUUAGGCCAAUUGGGUUUGAGUGCUUUUGGCUCCAAAGCCGAAUUGAUCAACAAGGUUAUCGUCUUCAUUAAUAAGAUGCGCCGGUUGAGUGAGCACUAUUCGAAUGCUUUGAAUACUGGGAAACCAACUGAAAAUGGGCUUCCUAUCGGCGAUGUAGAAAACCGCCCUAAUGUGGACCUGCACAAUGUUGAGGUAAAACUGGAAGUUGAGGAAAGCAGUAUAAAGAAGUUAGUAUCUAGGAAGAAGAUACUCGAUAAUGAAGAAGUUAUCUCUGAUUAUGAUCUUACUCCCAGCUCAUUGGCCACUAAAGAAGCGGAAAAUGCGGUAUCAGAUGGUGAUGAGGACGACGAAAACCAUACUUUGGUCCGACGAAGGUUGAGAUCAGGGAGUACAACUAGGGGCAAAGUAGAAAACCCGGAUGGUGACGAAUCACGUUUCGAUAUGAAACGCGGUAGAGAAUCGAUUAGCAAUACUACAACAAAGGUGAAACUGGAAGAGGGGCCCAGCGAUGAGAUGGCUGACCAGCUAGAUGUAGAUGAGAAUGUAACUGACAUAAAAGUUAAAGUGGAACCAGUAAACGCAAUUUCUAACGUGUACAAGCCUUUGAAAGGGCGUAUCAAAAGGGAAAUUGUAGAUCAAAAGAAUGUGAAAGCUCUUUCCUCCGCAUCCGAUGAAACUAUCUGCGAGGGAAGCGUGCUUCACGAAAUGGUCUGGGACCGCAUAGUGAUCGAUGAGGCACAUAGGAUCAAAACUAAAUCUAACUCAACGUCUCAGGCUAUAAUACGUCUGAGAUCAUCCGGAGCCAGGUGGUGCCUGACGGGUACGCCUCUACAAAAUAGGGUUGGCGAUGUUUUCAGCCUUAUAAGCUUCCUCAAAAUGUACCCUUUUGCGUAUAAUUUCUGUGCCAAGUAUGGUUGUAAUUGCGAGUGCACCGAGUUCUCCUGUUCGGACUUCAAGUACUGUGACUUCUGUGGCCACUCGCGGGUUCUACACUACUCAUACUUUAACAAGCGCCUUUUGAAACCCAUUCUUAACUGCGGAUAUAGCAACGAAGGUCAGGUGGCGAUGAAAGCACUACACAACGAUGUCCUUGGGAAGAUCAUGCUUAGAAGGACUAAGGCAGAGAGGGCGAAGGACGUGAAUCUACCACCUAUGCACGUGACCAUACGGAGGGACGCGCUCUCCGAUUUCGAACGAGACUUCUACGAAGCUCUUUACAAACAGUCAGCCAUAAAAUUCGACACCUAUGCUCGCUCGGGCACGCUGCUCCACAACUAUGCGCACAUAUUCGACCUACUUACGAGGUUGCGACAGGCAGUGGACCAUCCGUACUUGAUUCUGUAUGGCCCUUCUUCGCUAGCAAUGAAGGCAAGCAGCGCACCAGAUCCGAAGACAAAGGCGGAACUCGAGGCGACCGUUAGUGAGAGCCUACCGGCAGCGGGAAACGAGCGCAGCUGUGGACUUUGUUUUGAUAAGUUGACGGAUAGCGAUGAAUUCUGCACCUCAAACUGCAAACAUUCCUUUCAUCAGCCCUGCCUCAACGAUUACCUCCAAAGCAGGCCUGAUGACGUCACCGGUGACGAUAACAAUGUUGUGACCUGUCCCACAUGUUACGCAGCCCUGACUAUCAAGAUCCGUCAUACCCCUCAGGUGGAGGAAUAUUCGCCCGGCAGAGCUGAUAGCGAUGCGGUACCACACGGCACAUCCAAGCAUAGCAUCCUGCAACACAUUAAACUGAGCGAGUUCAAGUCCAGCACCAAAAUUGAGGCGCUGUUCGCGGAAAUUUCUGAGAUACUCACUACAACCACCGAUAAGUGCCUUGUGUUUUCGCAGUAUUGCUCGAUGCUAGAACUUAUAUCAUUCCGCCUCAAGACGGCACAGGUGCAGUGUGCCGUGCUGUCAGGGUCCACAAGCCUUGAAGCUCGUCGUAACAUGCUGCUGGAGUUCAACAACAAUCCCAAUUUGCGAGUUAUGCUUAUUAGUCUUAAGGCCGGUGGCGAGGGUCUCAACCUUCAGAUCGCCAAUCGCAUUUUUUUAAUGGACCCCUGGUGGAACCCCGCAUCCGAGCUUCAGGCCAUUCAGCGUGCCCACCGUAUAGGUCAGACAAAACCUGUGUAUGCAGUGCGGUUUAUCUGCAAGGACACGAUCGAAGAACGUAUCAUUGAGCUACAGGAAAAGAAGAUGAUAGUUUUCGACGCAACCAUAUCUUCAUCAUCAGAAUCCAUGACCAAGCUGAGCUCGGAGGAUCUUUCUUUCUUGUUCAAGCGAUGA